GCUUCCUCUUGAUGAGCAACGAGAACAGGAGCCUUCCUUAUCUGUCGACAGCCGAUAGUAAUCCAGGGCCAGUAUUGAAAAUAGCGACGACUUAUGAUCCAUGUUCGUUCAUAGUUGCAAGAGAAUCGUCGUCGAUUUGUUUUCCCCAUCCACAGAUCGACUCUACUCUCUGGUCUACCUUGUUUAGCUCCCUGUCAAUCCCUUCUUCUGCGGACCCCAAUUGUUUAACGCUCUUCACGGGGGGUCAGAAUUUUCAGUGAGAAUUAGGAUUUUCCUUUUGCUCCAACAAGGUCUUGGACUUGUGACAGUCUUUGAGACGUUGGGACUGGGAACAUCGUUAAUGUCUACUUAAUUAUUUGUUUAUGCUUUCCAUGAUUUCUGUUCUUAAUGUGGUUGAUAACUCGCGGAAUCUGAGACUCUUCGAGCUUUGUGCUUCCUAAUCAUGGAAGCUGUGAAUUACGCUUCUACUUUGCUUACCUCAACCAGGCCUUCGUUGAGCACGUCGUUCGUUUGAGCGAGUUCUCCAUUACAAAAAUCUUUGGAAUUUUCAAUGGCGUGCAGAAAUCUCAGUAGCGCAGCGUUAAUGGCAUAUACUGUCGAAAUUGGACACGGUGCUAGGUUUUCGUCCGCAGGCAGACACAAGGAGUGCCUAUCUUCGAAGAAUGGAAGGAGGUUGAUAAUAAAUGCCUGGCGUGCGAGCCCUCACCGAAUACUUUUGAGCAGACGAGCUUGUGGCAAUAAUUGGUCGUCUAGGUUUGCUAUACAAGAUGCAAAGUCGCAGUGGCAGAGCAAGAUUACAAGUGAUGGUAAUUAUUCUUCUAGAUCUUUGGGAGUAUGCAGUGCGGCUUCCAGUACUCAAGAUGUUUUCUUGGACAAGGAAGUUAGCCGUGAUGUCUCCAUUGUUACGGAUAUGUUGAACUUUCUAAACGAAUCAUGGACACCUUUUCAUGCAACAGCGGAGGCAAAGCGGCAAUUGCUGAAAGCGGGAUUUCAGCAAUUGAACGAGGAACAGGAGUGGACAGUGCAGCCCGGUGGCCGCUACUUCUUCACUCGGAACAUGUCCUCCAUCUUUGCAUUUGCCAUUGGACAAAAGUAUGAAGCUGGCAAUGGCUUUAACAUAGUGGCAGCACAUACAGACAGCCCUUGUCCUAAACUUAAGCCUGUAUCAGCAGCUUCAAAGGCAGGAUUUUUAAAUGUGGGUGUGCAAACUUAUGGCGGCGGACUGUGGCAUACUUGGUUUGAUCGAGACUUGAGUGUCGCUGGGCGUGUGCUUUUGAGAAAAAAAAACGGGACUAUAGUGCAAGGGUUGAUAAAGGUUGACCGUCCAAUCAUGCGCAUACCCACUUUGGCUAUUCACCUUGAUAGGACCGUGAACACAGACGGCUUCAAACCAAACUUAGAGACUCAUUUAGCUCCAGUGCUAGCAACCCAGAUCAAGGCCGAACUUCUUGGCAAAUCUGAGACGGGAGGCCAGUCUGAAGGUGGCAAUGGAGCCAUUAACUCCUCAAAGAAACCUCAUCAUUCAUUGCUUUUGGAGGUCCUUGCAGAGCAAUUGAACUGCUCGGUAGAGGAGAUAGUGGACUUUGAGUUGAAUGUUUGUGACACCCAACCGAGUUGCGUUGGUGGAGCUCGAAAAGAGUUCAUCUUCUCAGGCAGGCUUGACAAUCUAGCAUCGUCAUACUGUGCAUUGCGAGCCCUUCUGGAUACGUGUCCGGAUUCAGCCUCUUUGGCUGAUGAGAGCUGUAUUAGAGCAAUUGCUUUGUUCGACAAUGAAGAGGUAGGGUCAGAUUCAGCUCAAGGGGCGGGAUCACCUGUGAUGUUUCAAGCCAUGAGUCGCAUCACGAAGUGGCUCACGAGGGACACUCCUACUGAGGGCAUUGAAGAGCGUACUAUUCGAAAGUCGUUUCUUGUGUCAGCCGAUAUGGCGCAUGCUCUGCACCCAAAUUAUGCUGAUAGACAUGAAGAAAACCAUCAGCCCAAACUCCAUGAGGGUCUUGUGAUCAAAUAUAAUGCUAAUCAGCGAUAUGCCACCAACACUGUGACGGCUUUUCUCUUCAAAGAAGUGGCAAAGGUUGCUGGUGUGCCAACACAGAAUUUUGUGGUACGUAAUGAUAUGGGUUGUGGGUCCACAAUUGGCCCAAUUCUUGCUUCUGGUAUUGGCAUUCGGACGGUGGACGUUGGCAUGCCUCAAUUAUCCAUGCACAGCGUACGAGAAAUGUGCGGAACUGAGGAUGUAGACCUCUCCUAUCGACACUUUAAGGCCUUUUAUGAGCUCUUCACUACUAUUGAUAAGCUAACUGUAGAUUCGUAACUGUUAGAGUCUGAGCCUGGCUUAGUAAGAUUUCGAUUCUUUGCUUUGAUGGCAAUAUUUGUUUUAACCUUUAUAUCGACCUGUUUCAAUUGACGUCAACAAAAUUAUGUUUUGGCACGUUGCAUGCAAAUCUGGGGCACAAGUCGUGAUCGAACAAGCUCUCGAUUGCAUGAUGUUGGAGGCCUAGAGAAUGUUUGAACUAUCAGACUGCAGUGACUUGUCACAGAAAGCUGUUCAAAUUAGUUUGUGUUUCUUUCCUCAAA
Molecule: messenger RNA, 2574 nt
Organism: Physcomitrium patens
Lineage: Eukaryota; Viridiplantae; Streptophyta; Bryopsida; Funariales; Funariaceae
Product: putative aspartyl aminopeptidase
Biological process (GO): proteolysis
Molecular function (GO): aminopeptidase activity; zinc ion binding
Source: RefSeq, a predicted model, not a curated record